AUGACAACCUACGACCCCAACUGGCGCGACUUCAUCGGCACACAACUAAUCCAGAUCCUCUCCGAAUUCUCCUCCCUCCUUCCCCCUUCGCUCAUAACCUCCAUCGAAGACUCGCUCGAAGUCGCCGCCGUGGGAAGCAUGCGCCGCAACGGCACCUACCCCACAAUCGACGACAACCUAACAAUCGGCUACACGAAUCCAGCUAUAAUGCGCGCUCUCCUGUGCGAAUACAUCGGCACCCGUCGAUCCAACUCCACUUUCACGUCUUUCGCGGAAGACCAAGGGAAGAAGAUAUUACAAUUAUUCGAACGAGAAGGCGCGGAGACGGUUAGCGAGUAUAACGCGCCGACGUACUACGGCAUCGAUGUCUGGGCCAUGGGUGCGCAGAUCAAGUACGGUGUUGGUAACUCUAGCAUGACGAAGGCUGCAAAGUAUAUCCUGCCGCGGAUGAUGGGCGAUUUGGCGGAUCAUUAUAAUGGGUAUUUGGGGAAUGUGGUGGGGCCGUAUGAUAGGGCGUAUACGAGGGAUAUCACGCAGCAUUCGUCUGUUCUCUCCUUGGUACUGUGGGGUCUUUGGGGCAGGGAGCGGACGAGCCAGCCGAAGAAGAUGGAGGGGGAUUUACUAUUUGAUGUUGCUCAGGGAGCGGCUAUGACGCUUGUCCUUGGAGAUGUGGAGACGCUUUUACCAGCGCAUGUGGAAAAGGCGUUUACGACAAGAGACUUCAUUGGAGAGCCAAGGUGGCUGAACCGAACGGUUUGGGAUGAGCUCGAGGGAGGUGAGCCGAGGAUCGCGUCGAGUUGGUUGAGCAAAGAGUUGAUGAUUGGCGGACAACAGGUGGAUGAGGAUGUGAACAGAGGGGAUCAGUUCGUUCCUGCUAUUGUUCAUUGGGCGGGGGAUAAAGAGCAUAAGCCUUAUCCGCUCAACACCUUCUUCGCCCUUUACCCGUCUGCGUCGUCGAUCCACGCUGUCGCUUCGCCGAAUCAUCUCUCCGUCAGCUAUCCUAACCGGACGCAAGAAGGAAGCGAUAUCUUCACGUUUGCGCUGUCGAAUGUGCCGCCGAGUUGGACGCUGGGUACUGGGCGACGCAUAACGGGGUUCGAGGAUUUGCCGUGUGUGGAGAUUGAGGUUCAGGCGGAGGGCUUGGUGAAGCAGAAUGUGACGUAUGGAACGGCGCUGAGGAACCAUCUGUUUUACAACAUUUCGUAUGUGGUUCCGGAGGAUUUUGAGGGUGUGCCGAGGGUGGAGUUGGAUAUCAAGUAUACAUGCUAG
Messenger RNA from Alternaria metachromatica, 1269 nucleotides. RefSeq lists its product as uncharacterized. Lineage: Eukaryota; Fungi; Ascomycota; Dothideomycetes; Pleosporales; Pleosporaceae. Bases 1 to 1269 code for a protein of 422 amino acids. The transcript is spliced from 2 exons. The record is from RefSeq and is a predicted model, not a curated record.